This is a messenger RNA of Sphaeroforma arctica JP610, 960 nucleotides long. RefSeq lists its product as hypothetical. The record is from RefSeq and is a predicted model, not a curated record. The transcript is spliced from 9 exons. Lineage: Eukaryota; Ichthyosporea; Ichthyophonida. The coding region runs from base 1 to 960 and encodes 319 amino acids.
AUGAACAACCGAUUGACCAGAAUGAACCACUGCUCCACAAAACACGAGCAGCAGCAGAAUUUGCAGCCAACCACUCAGGUAUCCCACACUACCGUACAGUAUAGAGAGUUUACGUACCUGAUCGGGCAAUGCCACAUGCGCGGGUGCACUCAGCUGCCGACAGGCAAAACUAACUUUUGCUCAGACACACACGCACAAGAGCAUGUGACCACCCCACGCACACCAAAGACAUUCCGCAGCCACACAGCCCAGCCAAAGCAAUGUAAGCUCAGGGGAUGUUCUGAACUUAAAGAUGCGAAGUCCGGGUUCUGCUCAGUCGCACACAAACAGCUGCACGCCACACACAAAGCCACAGCAAAUGCCGCCAGGAAGGAGCAGCAGCGUGCGUCAGAACCGAAAUCUCACUCUGCUAUGACGAAGAAGUGCCAUCACAUGGGCUGUGACUUGCCGCCGAAAGCAAACACCAACUACUGCUCAGACGAUCACAAACACCACCACGCGCAGAUCUGUCACCUGCGUGGGUGUGUGCAUCUGCGGACAAAUGACUCGCACUACUGCUCACCCGACCAUGAACAGCAGCACCAGGUCAUCAAAUCAGCACGCAAAGGUGCAAACGCAAAGAAAUGUCGGCUCAAGAUUUGUCAAAACAUCCGAGAGCCAAACAUAGAGUACUGUUCGCCAGCCCAUGCGCCUGAGAGAGCCUUCGACAUGAGGCAAAUGGGCACACAGAUCUCAAUGGAACCCUUUCAACACAUCACAGACCAGACAUGCCAUCUGAGCGGGUGUGUGAACACCGCCGUUGCGCCCACCAACUACUGCUGCGUCAUACACGCUAACAUGCACGCAUACGCUGGAGGGCUGCACUUCCUCAACCACCCUGACAGACCCCAUCUUAUGCACACAGACCAGACGGUGAGUGGGUGCCUGCAGCAUACUAUGUACACGUGUGCUGGUGUAUGA